AUGCGUCGUCGGAGAGAAACCAGUGCCAGCUCCCGCAUUGCCACUACUGAAUCGUCCACUACGUCUCCUGGAAUUACCGACGACGAUAGAUCCUUCGAACCCAACUCAGAGACGGACCUGACGGAACCGGAAUACCUGCCUUCCUCGUCUCAGAUGGCCAAACGAAGGAAAAUACGGCGGGGCCCUGCUUCAAGACACCUCCGGGCGGACUUGGGGGAGUUCAGGGCUUCGGAAACUGAGAAUGUCACAGAUGCCUCGGCCGUGGAGCUUGUUCACCGGGGCCGUUACGAAGAUCCAGCCGAUGAUACAGAUGAGGAUCUCUCUAAGGUGCCGGAAGAUUAUGGCAGGUCGAAUAAUACCCGGAAACUGAACCUUCGACUGAAGGACCGCUGGGCUCGGUAUUGUCGGACCAAAGCAAUCGAGCCGUCAGCCGAUCCGAAGUGGGAAGAUGCAGAGGACGCCUUACGUCAAGCCUCCCCAAACGACAUGCACCGGUUCCUGAAUUGGUGUCUCAAGCUGGAAUACAACUCGGAUGGUCGCCGUCUGAAGGGCUACAGGAAAGCUAGUGCCCUCGAAGCGGAUUGGAAGUACUUCCGAGUCUACUACACCAAAGUUACCAAGCAGGAGAUGAGCAACGAAAUGGGUGGGGCGGUCCGCACUGGAAUGAGACACUUGAUCGAUAAACGCGGGUUGGACAAACAGCCGCGGGCGAACACUCCUGUCUAUAUCGAAGACAUGGUACCAUUCAACGAGACGAUUCUCCAAACCCGGGAAAAGCGAUUCCAUCUGGGGUUUCAGCGGAUUAUUCUAUGUCUGUACAACACCAUCGGGCUUUUCACUGUCAACCGGAAACAGGCAAUCCUACACCUCCAGUUCAAGCAUUUACAGAUAAGUCUCCAGCGGGAUCCGCAUGGAGGACCUCCGGUGCCGAUGAUCGAAAUCCAACCCCAGUUUGUGAAAAGUGUCCUCGGAAUGUCCAAGGUGGACGUGCGCCUCAGCGUCAUGCCUGGUGCCUGCCCACACGUAUUGCUCUUCAUCGUACUAUUCUAUGCAAAUGCAUUUGAGGCGCCCCACUUGACUUCGAUGGAGGACCUUCGGAGGCUGCUCAUUGAGGAUGGCCGACAGGAGAUGCCACUCCCCCUGAAAAGGGAGAUGGACAACUACUAUGUUUUUCCGAAGGUUGACGUGAUUGACGGCAAGCCCUGUAUCUUGUGGGAGAUACCCAUGAACGGCUCCACACUCGAUGCGCAGCUUCGGUCACUCAGUGAAAUACAUGGUUUUCUGAAUCCUCUGUUCUCCCACCAGUUUCGUUGCGGGACCGGAGAAUUGCUUGAUCAAAGUGGAUUUGUGAGCGACGCGCAGCGCAACGUGAUCAUGGCGCACGCAAGCAGCAGAACCUUCAUCAAGCACUACCGACCGCGACGGCAUGCUGAAAUGCAGGAGAUUGUAUGCGGACUCAAUCCAGUUGAGGAAUUUUCGAGAGCUGUAAAACGGAUGAGCCGUUGGAUUGACACGAGGCGGCCUCGGUACCUAACCGACGCUGAAAAAGCGUCAGUGGAGAUGGAUCCCGAGUUGCAAUCCGCAAUACGAUGGCAAGUUGAACUGGAGGACCGUUGCGCUCAAUCCGACGAUCCAACAUUGCGGGCCUUGUUGGAACAACAGGAACGCAUUGUCCACAACACGCGUCGCCGUCUCCAGGAGAGACGGCGGAAAGAGAUCCGCCAGGAAUUUAGCCGGAAACAAGCGGUCAUUGAUAUUGAGAGGCAAUUGACAGGCGGUGCCGUUAAUGACGAGCCUGCCCGGGAGGUGUUACGGAAAGAGUUUGCCAUGCCACCGGAGCAGAUCCUCCUUGUGGAGUCAUUUUUUACAUGGCCCACUUCAGACUCGUUGGAAGACGAGUGGAUGAGGCGCAAUAAAGCCGUGACGGCGGGUGUACAGUAUUGUGGUUUCCCUGAGGGGGCCCUCUCCGCGGACGGCCGAAACGUCCUGCAUCAGAGGAUGUAUAAUUUAAUGGACUCGCCAGCCAGUUCAAACCAAGGCCGCGACGGCGGUCCGCGCAAGUAUGCCUUCAACCGCGAGGGCGCCCGUGAGCGAGAAAUGCACCUCUACCUCCCGUACUGGGGCUUCUCCGACUCCGAAAAGUUCGCCCAGCAGUCGAUCGGAAAAUACCCGAACGUGUCGCGCGACAAUGUCCUCACCGUGUUCGCGCAGCUCGCGGCCCUCCGCAUGCACGCGCAGCGCGCUCUCAUCUCGCUUUUCGAUAAGACGAUGCAGCAUGUUGUUGCGGAGGCGACCCCGGAUCUCAGUCUGCGAGCUGCGGACGGCCGUGACAGGGCGGAUGCGCUGUGGCUGGGGGUGCGCCGGCUGCCGCGUCAGAAGGUGCCCAUGUGCUAUCAUGCGGUCAGGUCGUUUACCGAAGAGGGCCGGGACAUAUUUGUCGCUGACGAUCUGACGCGCGACGACCGGUUCAAGAAUCAUCCCUCGGUCACGGGCCAUCCCCACAACCGGUUUUACGUCUCGGUGCCCAUCACGUCGCCGGAUGACUAUGUCAUUGGGAGCGUGGCGGUGCUUGAUGAUCGGCCGAGGGAUGGGGUUACUGCCGAGCAGGAACAAUUUCUCAAGGAGCUGUCGGCUACGGUCAUGGAUCAUCUGCUCUGUCUGAGAGCGAUGAGGGAGGAGUACCGUGAGGAGAAGAUGGUGCGUGCGCUGGGAUUUCAAGAGGCACUGGACAAGAAAUACGGUGGGCAGAUUGCUCUUGUCAACAAGAGGCUGGAGCAACUGCAGGUAUCCAAGUCGAGUGGCGAGGGGGACGAUGCUGGAAGUGACCAGGGGGACAAAGAUACGGCAGCUGCUGGCGCGGACGGCGAUCCUGGCAAGCACGUAUCCCCCAUCCAUAGAUUUAAACAAGACGGAGAUGGGGCAAGUGAAGAAGAGGAGGCAGACGGCGAGACCGAUGAAAAGAAUUCGAAGCCACAGCGACCAAAGCUCUCCCCGACCACCAGCCAGCUGCAGGAGUCCCUUGCUCCCAGCAACGUCCGGUCUGUAGUCAACCGCGCCGCUUCGAUGAUCUAUCAGGCCCUCGACGUCGAAGGGGCGAUGUUCAUCGAUGCCAGCGUGCACGCUCGGCGGCAGACAGUGGGAUUCACCGAGUCCAAAUAUGAUAACCCUGAAGCUUACAAUGUCCAGCACCACGUGGACAACAACGGCGGAGAGGAGCAGAUGCCAUCCGCUUCCAGCCCCGAGUCCCGUUCCGAUUCCAAUGCUGCGGAGGACGACUCGCACGCCCGCAGCCUCGUGCUCGGCCAUUACACCUCGUCUACCUCGGAGGGAGGAGUCAACCUGAACGACAGCCAUUACGUCUCGCUGUCGGGUGGUUUCAUCAACCAUCUCAUCGAUCAGUAUCCCCGCGGUAAGAUCUUCCAUAUCGAAGAAGACGGGUCCAUUUCUCUAAGCUACGAGGGAGUCGCCGAUGAAAUCAACUACUCUCGGACAGGCAGCCGCGGAGCAAUGUCGGUGGAGCCGGAAAAGAAGGAUAUCCAGCAGGAGACCAUGGACAUCAAGCAAAUGAUGAAGGUACUUCCCGACGCGCGAUGUAUCGCCGUGUACCCCGUCUGGGACUUCCAGCGGGGCCGGUGGUUCACCGUCUGCGUCGUAUGGACCAAUGACCCCGGCAGAGUGUUGUCGGAGCCAAAGGACCUGACGUACCUGGCGGCCUUUAGCAACACCGUCAUGGCCGAGGUGUCCCGUUUGGACUUGGAGGCAGCCGACCGAGCCAAGAGCGACUUUAUCUCGUCCAUCUCGCACGAGCUGCGGUCGCCCUUGCAUGGGCUUCUCGGCACGGUAGAGUUGCUCCAGGAGAUGGUGAAUAGCUACGCCCAGAAGUCCCUGAUCGAAACAGUCUACAGCUGCGGCCGUACAUUACUGGACACCUUGAACCACCUCCUGGACUACGCCAAGAUCAACACGCUCACUCGGCCCCGUCCGUCCGACAAGGCGGGCGUACAUGGGUCAACCGACGUGUCCAAGCCCCAAGCGGCCGUGCCUGGGUCUCUUCAAGACGAGAAUCUCGGCGUGUUGGUGCAGGAGGUCGUAGAGGGUCUCCUCGCCGGCGCAGAGUACCAGCGUCGCGGGGCAAAUGGGGAUAGUGACGCGCUGGCCAAGAAGGAGGAUGCAGGCCCGAAGAACCGUCUCAUCACGAUCGUCGACAUCGAAUGGCAGGACAGCUGGCACUUUAGUGUCUAUUCCGGGGCCUGGCGUCGAGUGGUCAUGAAUCUAUUUGGGAAUGCUCUGAAAUACACCCAGGCGGGCUACAUCCGGCUGCUGAUGAGACGGGAUACUUUGCUGGUGGAUGGCAAGAAAACCCCCGCCAUCCGUAUGACGUUCAGUGAUUCGGGUCGCGGCAUGUCCAAGGACUUCCUAACCAAUCAUCUCUACAGCGCCUUUCUGCAGGAGGACACGACGUCUCCGGGCCUAGGAGUCGGUCUGCAUCUGGUCCAUCAGAUUGUCAAGUCACUCAAAGGACAGAUCAAGUUCAGCAGUGAAGUCGGCCGAGGAACGGACGUGGAUGUCGUGCUGCCUGUCGAACAGCCCGAGCUGUCCAGCCCUUCCUCCCCUCGCUCAUUUGCCCCCUUGAAGGAGAAACUGAGCGGCAUGACGGUCUCACUGUUCACGCGCAGCUCGAAGCUGGGCGACCUAGGAUUCGACCCUGAGGUCUUCGACCACAUCCUAACCAGCCUCGGACAGAUGAUCUCCGGCUGGUUCGGACUCCGCGUCCUGACGCCGGACGAGGUCGAUUCCAUCAAGCCGGAUUUCGCCAUCGUGACGGAACACGAGUACCGGAACUACUAUAUUGAGGGCACGAACGAGCCCAAGCCAGACAGUGGGGAGAUCCAGCCUGCUCUCCCGUUGAUUGUUCUCUCCGCAAGAACGAGUAGCUGGAAGACCUUGGGAGAGACCGUCGAGGAUGCGGUUAUUUUCCUCACCCAACCGGUGAGCCCGAAAACGCUGGCCACGGCCUUUGAGCAUUGUCUGGGCCAACCGGAGCGAUCAAGCAGUUCAACGCCCCGGAAACUGCCCUCGCCCGUGCAGCCUGUGGAGGACGGGAUCCCAGACGCGGAGAAAAUGUUCGGGGGCAAGAGAAAUAGCGAGAAAGACCGGGCCCUAGAGCCUGUCCUUGGACGGGCGGUCAACGGGGAAGACAGGCAGCAACAAAAUGGCGAUGGACAGACUGACGGCAAAGGAGCAAAAAAUAUCCUUCUGGUGGAGGAUAACCAAGUCAAUCUCAAGAUCAUCGAAAUGUGCGUCAAAACCGCCGGCUUCGCCUACAGCACCGCAAAGAACGGGCUGGAAGCGCUAGAAAAGUUCAAGGCGAACACAUACGACGCAGUCGUUAUGGGUCAGUCACCCCGUCCUCAAUCUUUCCUCUUUCUAACCCCUGCAGACAUUUCCAUGCCAGUCAUGGACGGCCUUACGGCCACGCGCGAGAUGCGCUCGUUCGAACGAAAGACCAAGCGUCCCCCGGCCACCAUCAUCAUCCUGACUGCCGUCCUCUCAUCGUCGAUGCAGCACGAGGCCAUGAUGAGCGGGGUGAAUCUGUUCCUGACGAAACCUACGCCGCUGAAGCAGCUCAAGGAGAUUCUGCGGAAUCUGUCGGAUGGGAAGGAUGUAUCCCAGAAUUAG
Messenger RNA from Aspergillus thermomutatus, 5679 nucleotides. RefSeq lists its product as uncharacterized. The coding region runs from base 1 to 5679 and encodes 1892 amino acids. Gene Ontology annotation, molecular function: phosphorelay sensor kinase activity; protein binding. Gene Ontology annotation, biological process: phosphorelay signal transduction system; phosphorylation. The transcript is spliced from 10 exons. NCBI's taxonomy places the organism in Eukaryota, Fungi, Ascomycota, Eurotiomycetes, Eurotiales, Aspergillaceae. The record is from RefSeq and is a predicted model, not a curated record.